CAAGUUACUGUGGAAAUUUGAAUUGGAUGAGUACACCUAGCAGUAGAGGUAGCAGUAGUACUGAUCUCUAUGGCUAGCCAGCUGGCUCGACCUGGUUCCAAGGCCUAGAAGACGACACGCACAAGGGACUCGGCGACACUGACCCGUCCGUCCUCACCGUCGCACAGUGUGAGUGAGCGAGUCCACUCCUCGUCGCACGCCUGCCUGCGUCACCACCACUCCACUCGUCGCUGCCCCCAUAAAAUCCACGCCGAACCAAAACCCCACACCCAAAUCCAAGCAUCCAUCCCUCCGCUCCGCCCGCCUCCCCGCUCACAUGCGCGCAACCACCGCCAUGCCCCCUCCUCCCGCGCUGCCGGUUUGCCUCCUCCUCCUCCUCCUCCUCUUGCUCGCCGUGCCGAGGCCCGCUGCGGCGGCGGCGGCGGCGGCGGCGACGCGGCCGCUGCUGUUCGAGCUGCGGGCGCGGCAGGUGCCGGCGGGGGCGCUGCCGCGGCCGGCGAGCAAGCUGCGGUUCCACCACAACGUCAGCCUCACCGUCUCGCUCGCCGUCGGCACGCCGCCGCAGAAUGUCACCAUGGUGCUCGACACCGGCAGCGAGCUGUCGUGGCUGCUCUGUGCGCCCGGCGGCGGCGGGGGUGGGGGCGGGAGGAGCGCGCUGUCUUUCCGGCCAAGGGCAUCGCUUACCUUCGCCUCCGUGCCCUGCGACUCCGCGCAGUGCCGAUCCCGCGACCUGCCGUCGCCGCCGGCCUGCGACGGGGCCUCGAAACAGUGCCGCGUGUCCUUGUCCUACGCGGACGGGUCCUCCUCCGACGGUGCGCUCGCGACGGAAGUCUUCACCGUGGGGCAAGGGCCGCCGCUGCGCGCGGCGUUCGGCUGCAUGGCCACCGCGUUCGACACCUCGCCCGACGGCGUCGCGACCGCCGGGCUGCUGGGCAUGAACAGGGGCGCCCUCUCCUUCGUCUCCCAGGCGAGCACCCGCCGCUUCUCGUACUGCAUCUCCGACCGCGACGACGCCGGCGUGCUCCUCCUAGGCCACAGCGAUCUCCCCUUCCUGCCGCUCAACUACACGCCCCUGUACCAGCCGGCCAUGCCGCUCCCCUACUUCGACCGCGUGGCUUACUCCGUCCAGCUCCUCGGCAUCCGCGUCGGCGGCAAGCCACUCCCCAUCCCGGCGUCCGUUCUCGCGCCGGACCACACCGGCGCCGGGCAGACCAUGGUGGACUCCGGCACGCAGUUCACCUUCCUCCUCGGCGACGCCUACUCCGCAUUGAAAGCCGAGUUCUCGAGACAGACCAAGCCCUGGCUCCCGGCGCUCAACGACCCCAACUUCGCGUUCCAGGAGGCGUUCGACACAUGCUUCCGCGUGCCCCAGGGGCGCGCGCCGCCGGCGAGGCUCCCCGCCGUCACGCUGCUGUUCAACGGCGCGCAGAUGACGGUGGCGGGGGACAGGCUCCUGUACAAGGUCCCCGGCGAGCGCCGUGGCGGCGACGGCGUGUGGUGCCUCACGUUCGGGAACGCGGACAUGGUGCCCAUCACAGCGUACGUGAUCGGGCACCACCACCAGAUGAACGUGUGGGUGGAGUACGACCUGGAGCGCGGCCGCGUCGGCCUCGCGCCCAUCCGCUGCGACGUCGCCAGCGAGCGCCUCGGCCUGAUGCUGUGACCGCCGGACGCCGGCGAACUCCACCGUGGUAGUAGCUUCCUGGUGUAAAUUUAACCACGCGCCGUGUGACCUCAGCUACUACUAGUACUAGUAGGGUUUUUGCAUGUAAAGAUGGCGACACGUAUGUACAUUAUGCAUGUAGACGUCUCCUUUCGUUGUCACGCUC
Molecule: messenger RNA, 1829 nt
Organism: Oryza sativa Japonica Group (Japanese rice)
Lineage: Eukaryota; Viridiplantae; Streptophyta; Magnoliopsida; Poales; Poaceae
Product: aspartic proteinase PCS1
Biological process (GO): proteolysis
Molecular function (GO): aspartic-type endopeptidase activity
Source: RefSeq, a predicted model, not a curated record